Neocloeon triangulifer is the source of this 3016-nucleotide messenger RNA. RefSeq names its product ras GTPase-activating protein-binding protein 2-like. Lineage: Eukaryota; Metazoa; Arthropoda; Insecta; Ephemeroptera; Baetidae. The coding region runs from base 132 to 1655 and encodes 507 amino acids. Gene Ontology annotation, molecular function: mRNA binding. The transcript is spliced from 8 exons. Gene Ontology annotation, cellular component: ribonucleoprotein complex; cytosol. The record is from RefSeq and is a predicted model, not a curated record.
CAAAUCGCUCGCUGAUUGGUCGUCGCGGGACUCAGCUGUUGAUGUUAGGAUUUCGGCGUCCAUCAUUAUUUCUUGUUUAUCAACACUGAAUUUUCGUCUUUCGCGACCCCUGUUGCCAUCAAAAAGAAGGAAUGGUAAUGGAGGAAACACCAAGUCCCCACGUGGUCGGACGGGAAUUCGUCCGGCAGUACUACACACUGCUCAACCAGGCGCCGAUGCAUCUUCACCGGUUUUACAACGAGAAUUCCUCGUUCGUCCACGGAGGACUGGACACGCCGAACCGCGAGACGAAGCCGGUCAUCGGCCAGCGGCAGAUCCACCACCGCAUCCAGCAGCUUGAGUUCAACGACUGCCACGCCAAGAUCCGGCAGGUCGACUCGCAGGCCACCCUGGGCAACGGGGUCGUCGUGCAGGUCACCGGUGAACUCUCCAACAACGGCGAGCCCAUGCGUCGCUUCACCCAGACCUUCGUGCUGGCCCAGCAGUCGCCCAAAAAGUACUACGUCCACAAUGACAUCUUCCGUUACCAGGAUGAAAUGAUCAAUGACGAGGAGUCUGACAUUGGACUCAAGGACGUUGACGACGAAACGGAAACUUCUAGUCAAGCUCGAAAUCAGCCUCCAUCAAACUUGCCUAAUUUUUAUCCAUCCGGCACGCAACUGAUCAAUGGCACCGUCGAAACCAUCAACCCGACCCCUCUGGCAACAACCCGGAUUGAAGAAAAUGAAAAGCCGCGGCCCAAGCCCAAAGUCGAACCGCCUCAGGAAGAGAAGAACCCGGAACCGCCUGCACCUGUCGCCGAAAUCAUUCCCGCCGAACCAGCGAGCAAAGGUCCGAAGACGUACGCCACUUUGGUCAAGUCGGGCAGCCAAGUGCCGACCUCGUUUGCCAACAUCAUGUCUGCGGCGGCGCAAACCCUGCCGGUGGUCGACGUCGACUCGUAUCCACCCAUUCAGGGUAGACCACCCGCAGGUCAACAGCAGCAGGGGGGCAAAACGCAGCCGCCGAAGACCGCUCAGGCGCCGUCGAGCCAACAACCGCCCAAGGUCAAGGGAAAAGCUCCUGAGGAAAGGAAGGAACCUGCAGAGGGUGAAAAGCGGCGUCUGUCCGGCUCAGGAGGGCCUCCUCCGACUGCCCCCUAUCCGGACGCUCAGCAGAUUUUCGUCGGAAACGUUCCCCUGAGUGCGUCUGAGCAGGACAUCAAGGAGAUUUUCUCUAAGUUCGGAACCGUCGUCGAUCUGCGUCUGAACUGCAAAGCUCCGGCAAAGGGUCAGCCAGGCAAGAUCUUCCCCAAGUACGGAUUUGUCAUCUUCAGCGAUCCGGCCGCCGUUAAGCUCUGUCUGCAGUCCAAGCCAAUCACAAUGCCAUCUGACCCGACGCACAACCUGAACAUCGAGGAGAAGCGGAACCGAUUCCGUUCGGGCGACGACAGACCCCCCGGAGGUUUCCGAGGCAGCAUGAACCGUGGCAGCGGCAACUCGGGCCCCGGGGGUCCCAUGAACAUGCGACGGGGCAACGAGGGCGGCGGUCGCGGCCGAGGAGGCGGCAGGGGGAUGAGCAACUUUGACAGCAACAAGCAGGGCACCGGCUUCAAGGACUUCAAGGUUGGCGGCGGCGGCAACGGCAACAACACUUCUUUCGCAAGCCGGCGUUGAAUUUUCAUCGGCGGCCGUUUUUAAAGAAAAAAAAUAUACCUUCAUUCCUGCCUUAUUAUCUUUAGAGAUGAUAGACACAGUACACUAAUUUUUCUACACUUUAAUGGCUCUCAAAUCUGAUUUUUUUUUCAUAUAUCAUCAGCGAAAAGAAAGAAAUGUUAAGUUGGUUCAUUAUUAGGACAUGUGAUAAUAUUCCUUUGACUUUUAGCCACUUUUUUAUUAAUUAAUUUUGAUUUUUAAACGACGAGAGCCACCGAAAUCCACAAGUUGUUUAAUCUCGGAAACACUCGAUUGAUCUUGUUGAGCCAAAAAGGGUUCGUUUUAGCAUUUUAAUAUCAUUUUGUCAUCACGCCCAUCAUUCUUUGUUCAGUUAAAAACUUCUUAGUGACUAUUUUGAUCACAGGCUCAUUUAAUUUGUGUUCAUUGUUUACGUUUAAGGUACCAUAGGUAUGUCCACGUUCAAAAAUAAUUUAUUGAAGCGAGAUUUUUUUUUUAAUAUUUUUAACUGAUUCUUCUCCGCACUGGCAUUUUCUCGUUGGCCAUUUUUAGACACUGAACAAUAAUAAAAAUGAUGAAAAAAAAAUUAAUAAUAAUUUCCACGGGUAGCGACACCCGAGAAAAAUAAUUAACAGUAGGUAUAGAGACCAAUCUGCAGGCGCAGGAAAUCUUUUUAAUUCUUGUGUGUCAAGAAUGCGAUUAAUAAGUAUGGAUUUGAAUUUUUUAAUUCCAUCGUCUGUACUAAGAACUUAUCAUGUGUAUUGACAGAAAAAAUAAGAUCGAAAAACUACUUCCUUGUGAGCUCAAUAGCAAUUAACACGUUUGAUUCUUUGUGAUUGUCUUUUGAAAAUGAUAUCAUUAUUAUUUUUUCUUGUAUCGCAAUGUGCGAUGUCAAGUUCAAUUAACUCGGGGCCGGUUAAAAAGGCCCCUUAAAAAUACUAAAUUUAAGUUUCAUCAGUGUGAGAGUGAAAGAGACGAAUUAGCUAAUUGUGUGAAAUUCAAAGAUGAAUGAAAAAAAAACUACAAUAUCAAGGUUUAAAGAAAAAAAAAUCAAUGAAUCAGAAAAACAAUAAGAGUGGAGGAUGUUAAUUAAUCCUGACGCUCCCAAAGCAAUGUGUAAUUCCUUUAAGAAUCGAGCUUUUGCCGAAUUUUUUUUCUAUAAAAAUACCAACUAAGUGCUUUUAAGUGUUAAUUUGUGUACUUAACAAGAGUAACUUUUUCAUUGGUUGGAAUUCGAAGGUGAUUAUCAAUUAUUGUUUUUCAUGUAAGACCAAAAAAUAAACACGAGAAAUCGGAAAUUUUUAAUUCAACUGACUUUUUUAAAUUUGUCAAAAAAAUAAUAAUAAACUCUGAGUUUAAUUUAA